Messenger RNA from Alosa sapidissima (American shad), 1440 nucleotides. RefSeq names its product low choriolytic enzyme-like. The record is from RefSeq and is a predicted model, not a curated record. Gene Ontology annotation, molecular function: metalloendopeptidase activity; zinc ion binding. Lineage: Eukaryota; Metazoa; Chordata; Actinopteri; Clupeiformes; Clupeidae. The transcript has 8 exons. Gene Ontology annotation, biological process: proteolysis. The coding region runs from base 41 to 937 and encodes 298 amino acids.
UCCUGUCUACGGGACUGAAACAGUUCAUUGGGGACUGGUCAUGGACACCUCGGGUGUUAUUCUGCUUGUCCUUCUCCUGGGGACGCUAAACACAGUCCAGUGUCAGUAUGAAGUGUCAAAAUCAGAGGAUUUUGAAGGGAGUAGCCCAAUUGACGAUAUCCCUGAGGAGGAGAAGUACACAGUGUCUGCUCUGAUUGAAAGGGCCAACAAGAAUGCAGGGCAAGAGUUGGAUGAUCCAGAGAUCAUAGAGGGUGAUAUUGCAGUGGACACAGGAUUCCAGAAUGCUGCCCCCUGUACAUCCCGCCGUCACCGCAACUGCAAAUGGUAUCGCUCCAAGGACGGCCGCGUCUAUGUGCCGUACGUCAUCUCCAGCCAGUACUCCUCUCGUGAGAAGGCCAUUAUUGUCAAGGCCAUGAACUCUUUUGCCAAUGCCACCUGUGUCCGCUUCCGACCACGCAAAAGACGUCGCUCCAAGGAUAGAGACUACUUGUACAUCAAGUCCAAAAGAGGGUGCUGGUCCUACGUGGGGCGUAGAGGUAGGCGGCAGAUCGUGUCCCUGGCGCGACGAGGGUGUGUGUACCACCAGGUGAUCCAGCAUGAGCUUCUGCACGCCCUGGGCUUCCACCAUGAACAGGCACGCAGUGACCGUGACAUGCAUGUCCGUAUUCUCUACGAAAACAUCAAGCAAGGAAAAAAAAGGAACUUCAAAAAGAUUAAGACCAAUAACAUGGACACCCCCUAUGACUACGGUUCAGUCAUGCAUUACUCAAGGUCAGUCAUGCAUUACUCAAGGUAUGCUUUCUCCCGCAACAGGCAGCCCACCAUUGUCCCCAUCCCCGAUGCCAAUGUGGCGAUUGGGAGGGCCACCCAAAUGAGCAGCUGGGAUAUUGCCCGAAUCAACCGCCUUUAUGGAUGUGAAGCACCGGUCUUAGUCUAGUACGCCAUUAGGCUAAGCUUAAAUAUUGGUUUUAUGUAUAAUGUUUGUCAUCACACAGCACUGUACAAAAAAUCCAUAAAAUAUAUUUUUAGGUAAUCACUCCAACACACCCACAAACACACUUUUGAAUUAAAAUAUUUAGAAUUCCAGCUUUCAUGCAAAAUAACUUAAAUGCUUAAAGGUACACCAUGCAAGACUUUCACCGUAAUAUAACCUUUACGAAGUGAAUUUGAUAGUAAACAUACUUGUAAUAGGGGAAUCAUUCACCUAGCACAGCCAUACAGCAUAGCCAAGGCGCUAAUGACAGAACCAGCCAUGCAAUUUCAAGAAUAGCCGACCCGAAGACAUCUCACAAGAAUCGUGAAAUCGUCUUUGGAGAUAGUUUUUGCCUGUUGUUAAUCAUUAUCCUCGUUCCUUGUAUAAUUGUUCCCUAUGUUGGUCUGAAGGAAGAGGAAGUUCUUGUGAAAUGGGGUAAUUGCAAAAAUAAAUGCUUUUAGAAUAAA